Messenger RNA from Zonotrichia albicollis (white-throated sparrow), 1119 nucleotides. Lineage: Eukaryota; Metazoa; Chordata; Aves; Passeriformes; Passerellidae. The record is from RefSeq and is a predicted model, not a curated record.
AUGACCAGUGGGUCCCAUGUGCCCACCCUGUCCAUGCUCAGUGGGUUCCAUGUGCCCACUCUGAUCAUGCUCAGUGGGUUCCAUGUGCCCACCCUGCCCAUGUCUGGGUUUUAUCAGCCCAACCCCACCCUGCCCAAAGAAUUCUGUGUGCCCAACCUCGCCGUGUCCAGUGGGUCACAUGUGCCCACGCCCACCCUGUCUGGUGGGCCCUGUGUGUCCACCUUGUCCAUGCCCAGUGUAUUCCCUGUGUCCAGCCUGUCUGUGUCCAGCCUGUCCGUACCCGGUGGAUCCUGUGUGUCCAGCCUGUCUGUGCCCGCCUAUCAAUGNCUGAGGACACGGGACGAGGGCACCAUCUCCAAACCUCAGCAGAUCAUAACCCACCUCAGGAAACAGAAAUACAACGCUGACUACGACCUGUCAGCCACGCAGAGCGCGGACACGCUGGCCUUCGUGUCCCUGCUGGAGGAGAAGCUGCUGCCAGUACUGAUCCACACUUUCUGGGUGGACGCCAAGAACUACGUGGAGCACACGCGGAAGUGGUACGCGGAAACCAUCCCCUUCCCCCUCAACUUCUUCCUGCCCAACGCCAUGCACAAGCGGCACCUGCAGCGGCUGCAGCUCAUCUGGGGGGAUGACUACAUGGAGGAUGAGGAGAAGCUGGAGAAGGAGCUCUACCGGGAAGCUCGGGAAUGCCUGACACUCCUCUCCCAGCGCCUCGGCUCCCAGAAGUUUUUCUUUGGAGACUCGCCGGCCUCCCUCGACGCCUUGGUCUUCAGCCGCCUGGCGCCGCUCCUGAAGGCGAAGCUGCCCAACGGGAAACUGCAGCAGCACCUGAAGUCCCUGCAGAACCUGUGCAACUACUGCACCUCCAUCCUCAGCCUUUACUUCCCCUGGGACGGAGGUGACCCCCUGAGCAGUGCCCCUCGGGCUGCAGGCACGGACAGCACUGAGGCAGAGGAGGACCCCCACAAACGGCGCAAGCAGCUGCUGUCAGUGCUGGUGGGGCUGGCGGCCAUGCUGGGCUAUGCCUUCCUCAGCGGCAUCUCCUGCCCACAGAGCUGGCACCAAGGGGAGAUCAGGGGUUCGUGCAAGUUUGUAGAAAACCUGUUGAUUUUAUGA